AUGGAAGAGAGUCGGUUUAGAUGGGAAGAGAAGUUUCAGAAUACUUGGGAUGGUGCGGGAAAGGAAGAAGCAGCCCAGGCUUUGCGAGUGAAUAGAAGAACUGAAAAUGUUCAACGGGGAGUGGUUAGACGGGUGCUUUUGAUCGUAGAUAUGUCUGAGGCAGUAGAGGAGCGAGAUUUACUGCCUUCACGGCGAUCGCAUAUUAAGAAUGCGGUUUGUGGUUUUUAUCGGGGCUUUAGUGAAAGUAAUCCCCUCUCAACUUUAGGAGUGGUUGGUGUAGCUGAUGGGACGGCUCAGAUGGUGGCCUCAGUAGUGGCUGAAGAAGAGGUUUUGGAGGAUGCUCUUGGGGGCCGGGCGGGAUCAGGGCGAUUUUCGUUGUUUGCAGCCUUGGAGGCAGCUGCUGUGUUCUUUCAAGGCAGUCAUUUUUUGAAAGAGAUUAUCUUGAUCGUUUCUUCUUUUUCCUUUUUUGGAAAAAGUCCGUAUCAACAAAUCAACAAUUUAUUAGCUAAAGGAGUUAAGAUACACACGGUGCAUAUGGCGGGUGAGAUGGAUAUUUUACGACGGAUGAGUACGGAAAGUGGCGGAGUCUUUGGUGUGGUUACAGCGCCGGAAGAUUUAGGGACUUUGCUGGAUUUGGUUUGUGUGCCGGCCCCGCAUAGCUCGGCUGUGCGUCUGUCGAUGGUCCAAGUAGGAUUUCCAGCAGUUAUUCAUGAGGAAAGUAUUUGUGCUUGUCACUUGCGUAUGACGUCAGCUGGAUACGAAUGUCCUUUCUGUACAACGAAGGUCUGUAGUCUACCGGGCGUAUGCCCAAUUUGUGAAGGAAUACUGAGUACAGCUGUGCACUUACUUAAGGCCUUGCAUUGGACCGACUCGGCGCCAAUGUACAUAACAGCGGAAGGGGGUGAAUGCCGAGUAUGUCGGACUAAAAGUAGCAGCCGACAUGCCUGUCCGGGCUGUGACGCACAAGUUUGUCUGGAAUGUAGUGCCUUUGUUCGACAGGAGCUUAACUUUUGUAUCUUCUGUCCGAAUUAG
Molecule: messenger RNA, 1032 nt
Organism: Nematocida homosporus
Lineage: Eukaryota; Fungi; Microsporidia
Product: transcription initiation factor TFIIH subunit 2
Exons: 1
Coding region: 1-1032 (343 amino acids)
Biological process (GO): regulation of transcription by RNA polymerase II; nucleotide-excision repair
Cellular component (GO): transcription factor TFIIH holo complex
Molecular function (GO): zinc ion binding
Source: RefSeq, a predicted model, not a curated record